AUGGCAUUUGGGCAAGAAGCUUCAGAACAGCUGUGGCAGGAGCUCCUUGGCGGCUACAAUCUCAACGCCAGGCUCAUGGCGCUGCUCGGGGACCCCCUCGAUAAGCAUGGCCAGGAGGCAGCUUUGGCGAUGAGCCAAGAGCUCUCUCGGGUGUUCAUGGUGUCCAUGUACACCCUCAAGCCUGGCGAUAGUAGUCGGGUAGCAGGAGUGAGAACGAUGGCGCCCGAGACAAUGGUCACCGAGGGAAGUGUCAGUCAGCGCACUCCGGCGGCAGAUGAACGCAUCUGCAGUGGCGAAGAGGCUGUUCCCCACCGAAAGCGCAUAGGAGAGGAGGAGGUUAUAGAGAAGAAAAUUACAGCCUCGCCUCACAAGGAGGGUUACAUAUGGAAAAAAUACGGGCAAAAGAAUAUUCAGAAGAGAAAAUUUCCAAGGCAGUACUACAAAUGCAUGUACAGCCAUGAGCGCGGAUGCAGGGCGAAGAAGCGUGUGCAGCAGCAGGAUAACGGCAGCGACGCCCAUGGCCCAAUGUUUCAGGUCACCUUCAUGAACGAGCACACGUGCCACCAAGUGCUUCCCAGCCAAAACAGCAGCAAUAAUGCAACUAAUUUACCGGCGACGAAGACUACUAGUACUAUGACAAGGAACGGCGCUCAUUCUGAUCCUGCAGCCCACAUCGGCGACAACGCUGGACUGCAGAACAAGAUCAUGACCUGCGCUCUCACCACGGUCAUCGGCGGAGCUCCAUCCCCGCCGCCGCCCGUGGAAGUGAGCCAGCUGAGUGAUUCGGCGUCGUACGUUCCGCCGCGCCUGCCGGAGGUCAGCAUGGGCUUGGAGUAUGAGACGACGGUGUCGGAGACGGGUUUCUCGUGCGGCUCCCCAAUUCCACCUCCCGUCGAGCCACCUGCUGCUCCAUCGUCGUGGUCAUUGCCGCCGCCACUGCCCGUGGAAGCGAGCUCGAGUUAUCUGGUCGGCGGCGGAAACAUACCGAGCAUGGACCCUAUGAUGAUGGAGGAGAUGUAUUUCCCGUGUGACCCGCUACUUUCUCCCGUUGCAGCUCAGUCGUCGAUCAGCGGCUGGGACGAUGUGCCCAUGGCUGUCGUCGCCGGUAGGUGGUAG
Messenger RNA from Lolium rigidum, 1116 nucleotides. RefSeq names its product WRKY DNA-binding transcription factor 70-like. Gene Ontology annotation, biological process: regulation of DNA-templated transcription. Bases 1 to 1116 code for a protein of 371 amino acids. The record is from RefSeq and is a predicted model, not a curated record. The transcript has 3 exons. Lineage: Eukaryota; Viridiplantae; Streptophyta; Magnoliopsida; Poales; Poaceae. Gene Ontology annotation, molecular function: sequence-specific DNA binding; DNA-binding transcription factor activity.